AUGGACAGGAAGGCCCCCAAGCCCCCGAACGAUGAAGUUGUGUCAUGGCGACAGUCCCUCAAAAAACUUCUGGAGUGUAAAACAGGGCAGUUGGCCUUCAGAGAGUUCCUGAAGACAGAGUACAGCGAGGAGAACAUCUUGUUUUGGCUGGUCUGUGAGGAGUACAAGACCAUCACCUCCAACACUGAGAUGGCUGAAGCAGCGAAGAGAAUCUACACAGAGUUUGUACAGGUCGACGCCCCCAGACAGAUAAACAUCGACUGUGAGACCAGGCAGGAGAUUACAAACAGCAUGUCUCAGCCGACCCUGAGCUGCUUCGACAAGGCACAGAGAGUGAUAUACAAGCUGAUGAAAAAGGACAGUUAUCCCAGAUUCCUGAAAUCUGAAAUCUAUCAGGCUCUUUUAGAACCAUCAGACGCCAGCUGAGGUUCCAGGACCAGGUGAAGAAUAAUACCUGUCUACAACCAUCGGGCUGUGGGCUGACAGUGAUUCAACUCUCUCUUCUCUAACUACCUGUCCAUGUUAGUUCAGCGUGGUUUAACUUUGGGCUGGAGCACAAAACACAGGGCUCCUGCUCAGCAGUCUCUCUAAUGAUAAUUCAUCAUCUAGCUUAGUGGCUCCCAAUCGUGUUCUAUUAUUGUAAGGCGGGAUAAUCUAUCCAUAUAAAAA
Molecule: messenger RNA, 669 nt
Organism: Salvelinus namaycush (lake trout)
Lineage: Eukaryota; Metazoa; Chordata; Actinopteri; Salmoniformes; Salmonidae
Product: regulator of G-protein signaling 21-like
Exons: 4
Coding region: 1-426 (141 amino acids)
Source: RefSeq, a predicted model, not a curated record